GCUGAGGUCAGCAUAUGUAAAUUCAAGAACUCGUUACUCACUCUCUUCGCCUUUGUAAAGUUUGAAAUUUGUUAGAAAAGUAGCAGUUUAGUCCUAAGCCUAAUUGCCUGCCUGAAAUCUGAUCAAGUUUUUAAUAUUUUGACGUCUACACUCGGAGAUGUUCAUGCAGACCUUAUUCCUUUAUACCUUCUUUGCCGUUCUCAUAAAUUACCGCCACUCUGUAGCAAAAGACCUUGAUUUACCAAAGAAGCCACAAUGGUCACUUGAUCCGUUCCUUGGAACCUACGAAAUGGAUGCUGACAACAAGAACGCCAUGAAUGAUUUUGCUUCUAAAAUAUUAGGAAUUCCAACAAAGACUCUGGAGAGCGGUGAGCGGCAGGUGUUUAACAAGACACAUGACGGCACCAGAUAUCAACAUUUUGUGCUACGAAAUGAAUCCAAAUACAAUGCCCACUCCACAUUUCUGCUAGACAAGAAGACUAGUGUGCUAACGGACAGCGGUGCAACGAUGACCUUUCACUUUGCUAUGUUAAAUGCUACGGUUUUACAAGGAAGUUAUACUUUUUCAAACGGGGAUAACGUCACGGAUUUCACUACAAAGUUUAUCUUUUCCCAAGAUGCCACCACACUGACCAAGAUUGCCCGGGUUUUAUAUCCAGAGGAAUUCCAAGCCAUGGCCGUUUUCCAUCGAAUUUCCAAGCCACAAUCUCCGAAAUCCCAGCCCGCACCACCCGUUCCCAGUGGCGAAACCGCGGAAAUCUCCCAAACACUGCAUACCGACGGGGAAACAGUAUCGCACCUUUAAAAUUUAUUAGAAUUCAUACUCUGCCUGUGUUUUAUAAUCAUGUCAAGCAUUUGCUUUAUACCGGUAGAUAGUCUUUCACCAGCACCGUUAAAUUGUUCGAGAAGAGUACUGUGCAGGCACUGCUUUCUGUAUCACUUGGUAGUCUGCGCUUUAUUAACCGAAAUAUAAACCAACACAA
Molecule: messenger RNA, 983 nt
Organism: Paramacrobiotus metropolitanus
Lineage: Eukaryota; Metazoa; Tardigrada; Eutardigrada; Parachela; Macrobiotidae
Exons: 4
Coding region: 158-805 (215 amino acids)
Source: RefSeq, a predicted model, not a curated record